Messenger RNA from Aspergillus candidus, 1488 nucleotides. Its product is annotated as MFS transporter. Lineage: Eukaryota; Fungi; Ascomycota; Eurotiomycetes; Eurotiales; Aspergillaceae. Bases 1 to 1488 code for a protein of 495 amino acids. Gene Ontology annotation, molecular function: transmembrane transporter activity. The record is from RefSeq and is a predicted model, not a curated record. Gene Ontology annotation, biological process: transmembrane transport. The transcript is spliced from 6 exons.
AUGGAUCCCGAAAAGAAGGAUGAAUUAGCCCAGACGGCCAGUGUGUCGGAAGGCAAGACCGCCCCUCAUUACGGACCAGAGCCCUGUAGUCCCAACGACAUUGUCAUCCAGAAUGCUAUCGAAACAAUUGGCAUGGGCCGCUACCAGUGGCAGCUGCUGGCUUCAUGUGGGUUCGGUUUCAUUGCUGAUCAGAUGUUACUCGUCUCCAUCAGCCUAGUCAUGCCACAGGCAUCCAAGGAGUUCUCGCCACAGUAUGCCACUCUGCUACCCGCAACUCAGUACGCAGCGCUGGGGGUGGGAGCCGUAGCGUUUGGGUUUUUGGCGGAUAUUUGCGGCCGACGGUGGGCGUGGCAGGGGUCGAUAUUUGGGGUUUCAAUUUUUACGGCUGUGUGUGCUGGAUCACCGAAUUGGGCGGGCCUAAAUGUGUUCAUUGCGCUGGCGGCGUUCUUUGGUGGGGGGAAUUUGGCAAUUGAUCUGACCGUUCUGGCGGAAUGCUUGCCUCGCAAGUGGGGGUUUCUACUGAGCGGUCUUGCCUGUUUGUGGGGACUGGGGAACGCUGUCACUGGGUUGAUUGCCUGGCCACUCGUGGUCAACUUCUGCUGUCCGCAAGGCGCAACCUCAGCGACAUGCACCAAAGCCGACAACAUGGGAUGGAGAUACCUGUACAUCAUUAUUGGCUGUCUCUGUCUGAUCAUGUCCAUCGUGCGGUCCUUCGCGUUGGGGAUGACUGAGUCUCCGAAGUGGCUCAUCUCCCAAGGUAACAUGGACGAGGCCGUCGCAUCCGUCAACUUCAUCAGUCGACUCAACAAGUCUUCCUUCGUUUUGUCAGUUGAUGAGCUGAAUCCCUGCGAGCGCGAGAACCCAUACGACAUGCAACGAAUCCUCCGCUUGCUCCGGGGCUUGUUCUCCGGAUCGAGACAACUCCGCUCUAUGAUCUGUCUGAUCUUGCUCUGGGUUCUUGUUGGAGUUGCAUACCCCGUCUACGUCAUCUUCCUCCCCUACUACCUCGAAGGCCACGGCGCCAAACUCGGCACCGGAAGCACAUACCAGACCUACCGCGACUGGUCCGUCUCCUCAACGGUGGGUAUCGCAGGUCCCCUUCUUAGUGCAUAUCUCGUGCAAACGCGCCUCCUCGGUCGCCGUCGCUCUAUCACCGUCACGGCGUGGAUCUGUGCUAUCUUCGCGGGCGUGUUUACCAUUGUCAAGAACGAGGCGCAGAAUUUGGCGUUCUCUAGCUUGAUUAACUUUUGGUUGAAUGCUAUGUAUGGGGUGAUUUAUGGAUAUACCCCCGAAGUCAUGCCCGACGCAUAUAGGGCUAUUGGUUGCGGACUCACGCUGGCCUGUGCUCGUUUGGCGUCGUUGACGUCGCCGUUCAUUACAACCUGGGGAGAUGUCUAUUCGUCGGUUCCGAUCUUCGUGUGUUGUGGGUUGUUUGUCGCUAUUGGGUUUGUGUCACUCGUGUUGCCAUUCGAGCCGUACUUCGGUUGA